AUGGUUUUAGAUAUUGGAAAGGGAUUGUUAGUCGGAAAAUUUGUAAUAACAACAUUGGUAAUAGGAGCUGUUGUUACUACAACAGGUUCAGCGUCAAUACCUAUCGGAAUUGGUGCAGUAAUAAUUGGACAAGGUGUCGUUUAUAUAGCAGAUAUAUACGAUAAUAAACCUCUCGAGUUUGUAGGAGAGGUUUUAAGCAGCGUGGGUACAACUAUAACAUUGAAUGGCAUAAUGGGAAGAUGGAAGGCAUCUAAACAAUAA
Messenger RNA from Entrophospora sp. SA101, 261 nucleotides. NCBI's taxonomy places the organism in Eukaryota, Fungi, Glomeromycota, Glomeromycetes, Entrophosporales, Entrophosporaceae. The record is from the annotation of a GenBank genome assembly.